This is a messenger RNA of Paramecium tetraurelia, 543 nucleotides long. RefSeq lists its product as uncharacterized. The transcript is spliced from 3 exons. Gene Ontology annotation, cellular component: phagophore assembly site. Gene Ontology annotation, biological process: autophagosome assembly; autophagy. The record is from RefSeq and is a predicted model, not a curated record. NCBI's taxonomy places the organism in Eukaryota, Ciliophora, Oligohymenophorea, Peniculida, Parameciidae.
AUGUUAGAUUAUCCACAAUUUAAAUUGCCUGAAUUUGUAAAGUUAUGUUUCCAUAAUUAGCUAUUAGAUAAAACCUAUUUAGAAGAUGUUAUUUGCACAGCUCUUAAUUUAAUAUUUUUUCAUCGUGCACUUGGCCCAGUCAAAUUGAAUCAUAUGAGAUGUGAACGUUUGCCCAAAAUUACUCAAUUAAGAUGUGGGGAACCUUAAGUUGACAAAGACAUCAAGAAAUUAAUUGAUAAUAUCAAUAAUGAUCCUAACAUGAUUAAUUGCUCAUCUCUUUAAAUUUCUUUAAAAUUUAUGGAAGAACAACCAACAACACUCCUACAAUUUUUUAAACCAAAACUUAAAGUAUUUGAAGAGUGGUUACUUUUGUUUUAAUUCGGUCUCUCUUCCAUUGAUAAAACUUAAGAUGAAUUCACGCAAUUGCUGAACAAAAUAAUUGAUAUUGCAACUGCCAAUUACGAUCAUUUUGAUGAACAAUUUGAUUAAUCCCAGCAAAAACCAUUAAAAUACCCGUAUGAAUUAACUUUUAAUUUCUAGUGA